Rhineura floridana is the source of this 3423-nucleotide messenger RNA. Its product is annotated as calphotin-like. The record is from RefSeq and is a predicted model, not a curated record. The transcript has 3 exons. Lineage: Eukaryota; Metazoa; Chordata; Lepidosauria; Squamata; Rhineuridae. Bases 1 to 3084 code for a protein of 1027 amino acids.
AUGGCGACUCUCCUCUCAUUCACUUGCAUCUCCAUUGUGCUUACAGGUUCCGACUGCUGUAUAAGCUUCAUUACAACAAAAUGGCCUGCUGUGGAAGCAAGACUGUUUGCUCCUGCAACCCUCCCAGCUGUCCCAAGUGUGGCUGCUCCUCGUGCAUCUGUAAGGCUCCCAGCUGUCCCGAGUGUGGCUGCACCCCCUGCUCCUGCAAACCUCCCUGUUGUCCCAAGUGCGGCUGCUCCCCAUGCAUCUGUAAGCCUCCCAGCUGUCCCAGGUGUAGCUGCACCCCCUGCUCCUGCAAGCCUCCCUGCUGUCCCAAGUGUGGCUGCUCCCCAUGCAUCUGUAAGCCUCCCAGCUGUCCCAAGUGUGGCUGCUCCCCAUGCAUCUGUAAGCCUCCCAGCUGUCCCAAGUGUGGCUGCUCCCCGUGCAUCUGUAAGCCUCCCUGCUGUCCCAAGUGUGGCUGCACCCCGUGCAUCUGUAAGCCUCCCAGCUGUCCCAAGUGUGGUUGCUCCCCAUGCAUCUGUAAGCCUCCCAGCUGUCCCAAGUGUGGCUGCUCCCCAUGCAUCUGUAAGCCUCCCAGCUGUCCCAAGUGUGGCUGCUCCCCAUGCAUCUGUAAGCCUCCCAGCUGUCCCAAGUGUGGCUGCUCCCCAUGCAUCUGUAAGCCUCCCUGCUGUCCCAAGUGUGGCUGCUCCCCGUGCAUCUGUAAGCCUCCCUGCUGUCCCAAGUGCGGCUGCUCCCCAUGCAUCUGUAAGCCUCCCUGCUGUCCCAAGUGUGGCUGCUCCCCAUGCAUCUGUAAGGCUCCCAGCUGUCCCAAGUGCGGCUGCUCCCCGUGCAUCUGUAAGCCUCCCUGCUGUCCCAAGUGCGGCUGCUCCCCAUGCAUCUGUAAGCCUCCCUGCUGUCCCAAGUGUGGCUGCUCCCCAUGCAUCUGUAAGGCUCCCAGCUGUCCCAAGUGCGGCUGCUCCCCAUGCAUCUGUAAGGCUCCCAGCUGUCCCAAGUGUGGCUGCUCCCCGUGCAUCUGUAAGCCUCCCAGCUGUCCCAAGUGCGGCUGCUCCCCAUGCAUCUGUAAGCCUCCCUGCUGUCCCGAGUGUGGCUGCUCCCCGUGCAUCUGUAAGCCUCCCUGCUGUCCCAAGUGCGGCUGCUCCCCAUGCAUCUGUAAGGCUCCCAGCUGUCCCAAGUGUGGCUGCUCCCCUUGCAUCUGUAAGGCUCCCAGCUGUCCCAAGUGCGGCUGCUCCCCAUGCAUCUGUAAGCCUCCCUGCUGUCCCAAGUGCGGCUGCUCCCCAUGCAUCUGUAAGCCUCCCUGCUGUCCCGAGUGUGGCUGCUCCCCGUGCAUCUGUAAGCCUCCCUGCUGUCCCAAGUGCGGCUGCUCCCCAUGCAUCUGUAAGCCUCCCUGCUGUCCCAAGUGCGGCUGCUCCCCAUGCAUCUGUAAGCCUCCCUGCUGUCCCGAGUGUGGCUGCUCCCCGUGCAUCUGUAAGCCUCCCUGCUGUCCCAAGUGUGGCUGCUCCCCAUGCAUCUGUAAGCCUCCCUGCUGUCCCGAGUGUGGCUGCUCCCCGUGCAUCUGUAAGCCUCCCUGCUGUCCCAAGUGCGGCUGCUCCCCAUGCAUCUGUAAGGCUCCCAGCUGUCCCAACUGCGGCUGCUCCCCUUGCAUCUGUAAGGCUCCCAGCUGUCCCAAGUGUGGCUGCUCCCCAUGCAUCUGUAAGGCUCCCUGCUGUCCCAAGUGUGGCUGCUCCCCCUGCUGCUGCAAGCCUCCCUGCUGUCCCAAGUGUGGCUGCUCCCCAUGCAUCUGUAAGGCUCCCUGCUGUCCCAAGUGUGGCUGCUCCCCAUGCAUCUGUAAGCCUCCCAGCUGUCCCAAGUGUGGCUGCUCCCCCUGGUGCUGCAAGCCUCCCAGCUGUCCCAAGUGUGGCUGCUCCCCCUGCUGCUGCAAGCCUCCCAGCUGUCCCAAGUGCGGCUGCUCCCCCUGCUGCUGCAAGCCUCCCAGCUGUCCCAAGUGCGGCUGCUCCCCAUGCAUCUGUAAGCCUCCCAGCUGUCCCAAGUGUGGCUGCUCCCCUUGCAUCUGUAAGCCUCCCUGCUGUCCCAAGUGUGGCUGCUCCCCAUGCAUCUGUAAGCCUCCCUGCUGUCCCAAGUGUGGCUGCUCCCCCUGCUGCUGCAAGCCUCCCAGCUGUCCCAGGUGUAGCUGCACCCCCUGCUCCUGCAAGCCUUCCAGCUGUCCCAAGUGUGGCUGCUCCCCAUGCAUCUGUAAGCCUCCCAGCUGUCCCAAGUGUGGCUGCUCCCCAUGCAUCUGUAAGCCUCCCUGCUGUCCCAAGUGUGGCUGCUCCCACUGCUGCUGCAAGCCUCCCAGCUGUCCCAGGUGUAGCUGCACCCCCUGCUCCUGCAAGCCUUCCAGCUGUCCCAAGUGUGGCUGCUCCCCAUGCAUCUGUAAGCCUCCCAGCUGUCCCAAGUGUGGCUGCUACCCAUGCAUCUGUAAGCCUCCCUGCUGUCCCAAGUGUGGCUGCUCCCACUGCUGCUGCAAGCCUCCCUACUGUCCCAAGUGUGGCUGCUCCCACUGCUGCUGCAAGCCUCCCUACUGUCCCAAGUGUGGCUGCUCCCAUUGCUGCUGCAAGCCUCCCUACUGUCCCAAGUGUGGCUGCUCCCACUGCUGCUGCAAGCCUCCCAGCUGUCCCAAGUGUGGCUGCUCCCCAUGCAUCUGUAAGCCUCCCUGCUGUCCCAAGUGUGGCUGCUCCCACUGCUGCUGCAAGCCUCCCUACUGUCCCAAGUGUGGCUGCUCCCACUGCUGCUGCAAGCCUCCCUGCUGUCCCAAGUGUGGCUGCUCCCACUGCUGCUGCAAGCCUCCCUGCUGUCCCAAGUGUGGCUGCUCCCACUGCUGCUGCAAGCCUUCCUGCUGUCCCAAGUGUGGCUGCUCCCCCUGCUGCUGCAAGCCUCCCUACUGUCCCAAGUGUGGCUGCUCCCACUGCUGCUGCAAGCCUCCCUGCUGUCCCAAGUGUGGCUGCUCCCCCUGCAGCUGUGGUCAGUCCUUCUGUGGCUCCAAGCCCUACUGCUCUUCUACUUGCAGUUUUUACCAGUCCAAGUCCUAAACUCAUUAGAAAUUGCUAAAGGGGCUCCAGAUGUAAAUAUUGAUAUGCCAAUCCAGCCCCCAAAGCAAAAUCCAGUUUGCUGGUUGCCACCUCAACACCCGGAAUAUCAAUAUUGACGUGGCCACACACACAUAUAUUUAAACACCUUCUCUUUGCUUUCUUGGGCUGAUCUUGUUGCAUUAGAUGCCACUUCUUCCUGCCUCCUUCAUGAAAUUGAAGUUUCUUCUUUCAUCAUUCUUGACAAUCCCACUGAAGGAAUCCUGCCUUUUUCAUGGGAUUAAUUGUACUCGUUUUCCUUUUGGUGUUCCUGCUUCCUAGCUGUUUAAUAACCCUCCCAAUUAAAUUCUGGAAAUAUGGC